This is a messenger RNA of Hemiscyllium ocellatum (epaulette shark), 1606 nucleotides long. Its product is annotated as bcl-2-related protein A1-like. Gene Ontology annotation, cellular component: mitochondrial outer membrane. Gene Ontology annotation, molecular function: protein homodimerization activity; protein heterodimerization activity. Gene Ontology annotation, biological process: regulation of apoptotic process; extrinsic apoptotic signaling pathway in absence of ligand; intrinsic apoptotic signaling pathway in response to DNA damage. The transcript is spliced from 6 exons. The coding region runs from base 847 to 1419 and encodes 190 amino acids. Lineage: Eukaryota; Metazoa; Chordata; Chondrichthyes; Orectolobiformes; Hemiscylliidae. The record is from RefSeq and is a predicted model, not a curated record.
UCCCAUUGGCUUACGGCGACGUCAGUCAAAUCGAUUCAGGCCCCGCCCACUUGGCCAGCCGCGUCCCCUCUCGGCGCUUCCUCUGUCGGUUCGGGUUUCAAGUGGAGGGCGUGCAAGGCCUGAGUGGUAGGGGAGCGAGAAUAAUAGUUAUAAAAUAAAGCAAGAGUAGGUAGGGCACAAAAAUCAAUCCCUUCAGCUGUGGGUGGGACGAAGGAAAUUACCUGACCAGGCCGCAAGCCCGCGGUGGCCGGUACAUUAAACCGCAAGUGCGAGGGGAAAAGAAUAUACUGAUUGGGCAUGACUCGCCUGAAAUCUCGCGGCGGUGGUAACCUACCUGCGAAAUUAAAAUAACGCGAAAACGAACUGGCAAAGAGCGAGCGCCCUGUGUCCACCGGCUUGGCAGGGCCUAGCCUCCCCGGGCCUGUUUACACGGACAAAGCGGCCCGCUCAGCCUACCCCUGACGUCACACACGGCGUGGUGCUUCCCAUUGGCUGUUGGGCGGGGCCGCCGCGUCAUCGCCGGCACGAGAAACCUUGCUGCUGCCAAUCAAAGUCCCUGGGAAGUUAAGUGGCAGCACCAACUCGAAGGGUGGGAGCAUGGACCAGGGGCCUGCCGGGAGUGACUUCCUUUGCCAAAGCACAUUCCAGAAGAUUGUGUAAUAGUCUCAACCCCUACCAGCCGCUUUGAGAGCAGCGUAGACUGACCAGGUCUACAUGAAGGAUCUCACAGAAUCAAUUUCUGAGGAACAAUCUGAUGUACAGAAAAUAACUGGGAUUGGUCAUUCAUAUUUGAAAGAAAUGACACUGAGCUGAGACUGAGCGAGCAACUGAGAAAGACCAGCACUGAUGAUGAACCACGAUUCACACUCGAGGCAGUUCGUCUACAUGUUGAUAAAGGAUUAUCUGAAGUUUGCAUUGGAAGGACCUCAGGCAGCUCCUGCGAGCAGCAGCGCGGCUGAAACACUGCGUAAGGCGGCCUCCCUCUUCCAGGAAGUCAGACAGCGGGAGUUUGAACUCUACAUCAAACAACUCAACAUCGCUUCCACAGAGGACGUGAAGCAGGCGUUUCCCAUUCUAAUGAGCGAGAUCUACUCAGAUGGCAAGGAUAACUGGAGCAGACUUGUGGCUUUGUAUGCUUUUUGUGGAGAGUUAGUGAGGCACUUGAAAAGGAGAGGCAUUCCAGAAGAAGAACUGGUUGAGGACGUGGCUCAGUGUAUGGCUCAUCACACGUGGACCGCCAAAGCUGCGUGGAUCAAGGAGAACGGUAGCUGGGAGAAGGGGUUCGUAGAAUACUUUAAACGGGAAGACACUGGAUUUGUGGAUUAUUUCCGGCAGAAAAGUCCCCGAUUUUCAUAUGCAAAGUUAGCAGCUGUCACAGGGAUUAUUGCUGCAUUCUCCUUUGUGAUUUACCAACACUGAAAACAGGGAAAUGGUUCAGCUCUUUACACAGCAUAACAGCUCAGCGGAAGAACAUUGGCUCCUGACGGGAGAAUCUGCAAUUGGGUUUUAUGAACCUUUUGUAAAGUUUGUUGCAUCUCAUUCGAAUACAUAACGUUAAAUACAGUAAGCUCUGAUUUGUAAUAAAUGUAUAUUUUUUAUAUAAAUA